AUGGCCCCAGCCAGUGAGAAGCACUCGUGGAGGCUGUCUCUGCGUCGGAAAUCCAUUACCCUUCAUGUGUUGGUCGAGCCUUUUCUAGUCCCGUACGUCUUAGCGUUCCAGCCGGAGGUGGUGGAAUCCGUAUCCCCACUUUUCAUUGGAUUUAUGGCGUGUGAAGGAGUUUUCGCCAUGGAUUUGUAUAUCCAAGCGCACACUGGAUUUUACUCCGACGGGAAUCUCAUUCGAGACAAGAAACUCACACGUCGUACCUACCUAAGGUCGGUCCAGUUUGUAAUGGAUAUUAUCGCGCUACUUCGAUGGUCCAGAAUUCCGCAGUUCGUGUCGAGUCUGGACGAGUUUUACGCCAAAUAUUUCGUAGUUUUAAAGCUGCUUAAAGUACUGGCGUUUACGGUGUUUUUGGCCCACGUCCAAGCGUGUAUCCGUCAGUAUCUGGCGUCCAUGUUCUGGAGUUUCGGGAUCAUGACGGGGUUAUUCGAGGGAGAGCUCCCGCACCACAGCAUCGAGUUCCUGUUCACAAUUCUAGUGGCGUUGUGUGGAUUUUCCAUGUUUACGACUCUCUGCGCGACGAUUUUCGUCAUUUCCAAGUGCGAAAGCGGCCAAACGGAGGCCAUGGAGGCGCGGAUUAGCCAGCUCGUUCAUGUUUUGUCCUUCCAUCGCGUCCCGGAAGAUCAACAAACCCAGGCGAUUGAAUAUCUAAAGCGCUAUUACACCGAUACGGAAUCCCACGACCGCGAGACUUGUAAACUGCUGUGCCCGUCGAUCGCUAAUGACAUCCAAGUGGAGCUUUGGAAGGCAACCAUCGCGGAUAUUUCCAUCUUUGAAGGGUGCACCGACCAGUUUAUCGUGGCCAUGACGAGUCUACUGGAAAUGGUCGCGUUCCCCGCCCAGGCCACAUUAUUUUCCACAGGGGAUCACGGAGAUGCCAUGUAUGUGGUCCACUCUGGAGUUCUCGCUAUUAACAUCAACUCGGCUAUGGUCCGCGAGAUCCGCAAAGGCUCCUGCUUCGGAGAACUCUCGGUCUUUUCCUCCAUGCCACGUACAGCCACAGUGAUCUCGACAACCUAUUUCUACAGGGAUAUCCAGAAUGCGCUUCCCUGA
This is a messenger RNA of Phytophthora infestans T30-4, 1107 nucleotides long. RefSeq names its product Voltage-gated Ion Channel (VIC) Superfamily. The coding region runs from base 1 to 1107 and encodes 368 amino acids. The record is from RefSeq and is a predicted model, not a curated record. The transcript has 6 exons. Gene Ontology annotation, molecular function: protein-containing complex binding. Lineage: Eukaryota; Oomycota; Peronosporomycetes; Peronosporales; Peronosporaceae.